Molecule: messenger RNA, 1022 nt
Organism: Actinia tenebrosa (Australian red waratah sea anemone)
Lineage: Eukaryota; Metazoa; Cnidaria; Anthozoa; Actiniaria; Actiniidae
Biological process (GO): homophilic cell-cell adhesion
Cellular component (GO): plasma membrane
Source: RefSeq, a predicted model, not a curated record
ACGUUAUAAGAAGUAGUGAAUAGCGGUAUCCAAUAGCUUGAUAUCCACGGGUGGUUUGACAAUUUCGGACGUCCCAUCCCUCCCCGUGUUUUCGUCUUUGGAUUGAUCGAGCGACCGCCAACAGAGUAACUUUUGCAUCAUAUCCAUCACCACCACAGAAACCAAGUUUGGGCUACCUGUGUCACCACCAGCAAUAUAAAGCCAGGCUCCCAUGUGGCCGCCCGCAAUGUGUGCAAGUUCAUUCUACAGAUGUUUCUGGGCUACCAACAAUCAUACGCGCCGUAGGGCAGGAUGUAGUGUUCAUGUGGAACGUGACGAAUGACAUACAUUUCCCAUAUUUCGUAUUAUGGGGACUGCUAAACGCAGGACUCGACUUUCAAGCUAGGUUCAUUCAUAUAGGUUUUAUUGGAAAGCCGACAUUUUAUGACGACUUAAAUUCUCAUGCUUCCAGAUACAAAAGAAGAGUUGAUUUUGUUGGUGACCUGAGGGAUGGUCAUGCCUGGUUCAAACUGUCAAAUUUGACCCUCAAUGACACUGGUAGAUACGGUGCUAAGCUCGAGGUGGUGGAACUCCUCGAAAAGUUUUUAAAUAUGGUCACUGCUACAUAUUUAAUUGUGACAGUUCCACCAAUAUUUUCACCAUCUCUACAAAAGUACCACUACAUCCAAGAAGGAGCAAGCAUCAGUAUUCACUGUUCGGCAAUUGGUCCACCGACACCAAAUGUCACCUGGUUCCAUGUGGUUAACGAUACCAUGGUAGCGAAGAGUAGUGGUGUUGGAAGCGCCUUGCUAACAAUACCUGAGAUAAUAAGAGAUCACAGUGGGAUGUACGAGUGUCAGGCCAUUAAUAACCCAAACGAAAGGCCAUCCGCGACAAAAACCAACAUUGUUGUCAAGUGUGAGCAAAAAAAUUUAAAAUAUUUAGGAGUUCUUGGUGGUUGUGCCAAUCUGCGUGCUGGAAAUUGGUUGGGCUGGGUUGGGCUACGCAAGUUGAUUGAUUGGUUCUUUCCGUUAAUAGGUUGA